Molecule: messenger RNA, 1996 nt
Organism: Tilletiopsis washingtonensis
Lineage: Eukaryota; Fungi; Basidiomycota; Exobasidiomycetes; Entylomatales
Exons: 9
Coding region: 102-1952 (616 amino acids)
Source: RefSeq, a predicted model, not a curated record
GGGUGGCGCCGCUUUCAGCCCGAUGAGUGAUUGCUUCGUCCUGUUCCGUCACGCUUCGCGCAUCAUCAAGGCUGCUUUCGACCUGGCGUGCCUCAAGAGAGAUGGAGGCACCGCACGCUCUGCAUUCGAGCUCCUCCGUAGUGUCUCGGGAAAGGCGUGGGACGGCUCUUGGCGACAAGUCCAUCCGCGCGCUCGCACAGGCUGGUCUGAGCACGCUCGAGUCCGUCGCACGUACCGAGCCGCACCGCAUCGAGAUGAUCCUCGGCCGUCGCGCGCCCUUCGGCCAGCAGAUCGUCAACGAAGCCCGCGCAAUGCCGGCGUUCAGCCUCGGCAUUGCCGAGAGCGCCACCCAGGUGACGGGCGAGGGCGUGGCGCUAAGAGCACGCGUGACGGUGGGCCUGCUCCGCCCAGACGUGCGCACUCGGUCAAAGAGUGGAGGCCAGCUCUGGCUUACCUGCUUGUCCUUGACAAGCACGUCGGAGUUCCUCGACUUUCGCCGCAUGCCCGUGAAGAAGCUCACCGAUGAGCGCAGCUUCUCCGUGCGCUGCAUGCUCCGCCGUCCGCACGAGAGUCUUGUGGUCAUCGUCGGCUGCGACGAUAUCGCCGGCUCAGGCGUCCGCGCCGACCUGCAUCCGACCUCAGUGUCCGCGGCGGACUUUCCUAUCCCGGCCAUGGGCUCGGCAGAGGAGCUUGCUCAGCAGGAGCUCGAGGGCUUGACGGCCGCCGACUUCGACACGGCAGAGCUCGAGUCCCUCGCGGGCCAGUCAGCUCCGCCGGCCAGCGUGGAGCCUCAGCCGCAGCCGGCGAACAAGACGAAGGGCGUCAGCACUGCAGGCGCAUCGGGGAAGACGGUAAAGGCAGCAGCGGUCACGAAGAGCGCUCCGCAGCGUCUACCGAACGGUCGAUACAAAUGCCGCCAUCUGUGCAAGAAGAAGUGCACACACAAGUGCUGCCUCGAGGGCCUGCUCAAGCCUCCGCCGCUGGCACGCAAGGCCAGCGGCAAGAAGCUCAACACGAUUGAGCAGUCGCUCCUCGACAAGAUCUCGAGCAUCGGCGAAGCGAAGGCGACUGACGAAGCGACGCAGACUGAAGAGCAGGAAGAAGCGCCUGCAUCGCGUGCCGAAUCGUCCGGUCUGAUCCUGCCGGCGCGAUGGGUGCAGGAGCGCGCUUCUGCUGCCGCUGCUGCCAAAGCUAAGGCUGUUGCAGGCGCUGCUGCGAGCUCCGCACCCGCGGCCGCCAAGCGCAAGAGCUCGCAGGCGCCAGAGGCCAUGCCUCCUGCCAAACGCCCGCCCCGGCAGUGGCGUGGCCUCGACCCCGCGCUCACUGAGCAUCUGGGCAACGACUCAGCAACCGAGGACUCGCCUUCUCCGCCGAGCAUCAGCGAGCUGGGCUUCUUCGACAGCGCGCGCGUGGUGCCGCACGAUCAUCUGCGUGACCUGCAGCCGGCAUACGACGACUUCGAGCCGUACGCCUUUGACGAGGCAAAGGCAGCAGAGGCUGCGUCAGGCGCAGGCGCAGCUGCGGAUGAUCCGCUCUUCUUCAUCACUUCGAGGUCGUCGUCCGAGUCGUCUUUCGGCCGCUGGCGCGCUCCCGCUGCCCGCCCGCGCGCGGAGGCUUCUCCUCUAAGCACCCACUCUCGCGCCGAGUCGGCGGACACGGACUCGCGCUCUUCAUCGCCCGAGCAGCCGCUGGCCGUCCAGCACGCAGCCUCGCCAGCCUGCCCGCCCAUGGCCGCCGCGCUCAGCCAGCCAGUGCCGCCGCAGCCGGAAGUGCGCACCGACGAAGGCGCGCCUGUGGCGCAACUCGGCUUCGCGAUGCCAGUGCGCGCGCCGGCCACCGCGCUUAGCGCUCCGCAGCCCGACCUAUCUGUCGCAGUCGAUAGCGCAGCCGGAGAAGCGGAGGUCGAGGACCAUGACGACCUUGAGGGAUUCUUCAACGAGCACACUCUGUGAGAAAGGCCAGAGAGAAGCAACGAAUGAUUCGAGCCAGCGAUAGA